Adineta steineri is the source of this 2304-nucleotide messenger RNA. The record is from the annotation of a GenBank genome assembly. NCBI's taxonomy places the organism in Eukaryota, Metazoa, Rotifera, Eurotatoria, Adinetida, Adinetidae.
AUGGCCACAACAAAUGAAUCUUCGACGUCAAAUAUUUUAAAUACAAAUAAAACAAUAUCUAUUCAUCAUUUAAGUCGAAGUCUAGAACGUGCUCUUGAUGAAGCUACUUAUACAGGUGAUCUUGUUUUGAAUGGACGAAAACUUCGAGAAUUUCCAAAUUAUUCCUACACAAAUAAUAAAUGUGAUCUAUCAGAUACAAUUACUGCUGAUCUUUCCCGUAAUCGUUUUGUUGAAUUUCCACGUAUAUUAUGUUCAUUUUUUUCACUUGAACGUCUUAAUUUAUAUCAUAAUGCUAUUAAAUCAAUACCAGAACAAAUUGCUCAAAUGUAUACACUUAAAGUUCUUGAUUUAAGUCGAAAUCAACUUGCAUAUAUUCCAUCAUCAUUAUGUAAAUUACCUAAUUUAGAAGUAUUAAUUAUUACUAACAAUAAACUGAUUUCAUUACCCGAAGAAAUCGGUCAAUUAGAACGAUUAGUUGAAUUAGAUGUUAGUUCUAAUGAUAUUAAUCAAUUACCAUAUCAAAUGGGAACAUUGACAAAUCUCCGAACAUUAACUAUUCGUCGAAAUAUGAUCAAUGAAUUACCAACCGAAUUAUGUAAUUUAAAAUUAACACAUUUUGAUUGUUCAUUUAAUCGAAUUAUUCGUUUACCAUUAAAUUUACGAGAAAUGGUUAGUUUAAUUGAAUUGAAUGUUGAAAAUAAUCCAUUAGAAAGUCCACCAUCAUCGGUGUGUACACUUGGUUUACUUCAUAUAAUGCGUUAUCUUCUUGUCGAAGCCAUGAAAGAAGAAAAACGUCGUGGAAUAUUAACUGAAUAUGAAAUUAAUACAAAAUAUCGAAGUUCAUUUUCAUAUCAAGGAUCAAGACAUCUACAAUGUGGAACAAGAUUACGAAAAACCGUUGUACCAUCGGAUUCAGGUUAUUUAACAACAGAAGGCAGUGAAAAGACAAUGGGCGAUGAUGAUUCCGUCAUAAGUAUGCCGAAUGAUCAAUCGCUUCGUAAUGAACCUACACUAAUGCUUACUCUUGCUGAUGAAUUUUCUAAAGAAUUAGCGAGACAAAAAACUGAAUAUGAUAAAAAGAAAUGUCAAGCACAUCAAUUAAAAGCACAUUUAUUACAACAAUUAGGAGAAACAGAAAAUCAAAGAGCAAAAACACGAGAAAUUGCACGACGAACUCAUGAUGAAAAAUUAGCAAAGAUGGAAAAACAAAGAGAAGAUGCACGAAGAAAAAUGGAGAACAGUAAAAAUAUUCAAUUGUUUAAUUUCACAACGAAAGAACGUCCAUGGCCAUUAUCGAGACAAAUGUCAAGUGUUGAAACAUCACCAUCUGAUGCUACGGAGAACUAUAAUUCAUAUCAACGUUCAAUUUCAAUUGAUAAUUCAACAGUAGGAAAUUUAUUAUCACGUUCAAAUCGUGCCAUUAGCGUUGACCCAAAUCUAACUACUCGUAAUAAUGAUAUGAAAAUGAAUAAUGGACAUUAUCGUCAUUAUUUGCAUCAGCAAAAUUCUGCACCAAAUGGCUCAUUAACUCCAUAUGAUAGUUCAAUCACAAUAAAUAGACAAUUUACUAGUUCAGAUACUAUCGAUCAAUCAAAAUUGUCUUCACAAAAUAUUAGUUAUGAUCGAAUAGAUAAUUUACAUCAUAAACAUUAUGAAGAAAGUCGAUUAGCUAAAUUAAAAUAUUUUGAUAAUAUUCAAACUAAUUCUGGUGGAUUAAUACCUGGUUUGCAUAUGCAACCGAAAAUUUCUCCUCUACAUCAACAAUCAUCAAUUGAAAAUACUGUUCGUAGAAAUUUACUAAAUGUAAAAGAAGAUAAUAUUCAAUUGGAACAAAUGAAAAAGACAAUUGAAGAACGUUUGAAAGUGACACUACCCGAUGAUAUAGGUUAUGCAUUAAGUGAUGGUGUUGUUCUUUGUCAUUUUAUCAAUCAAAUUCGUCCACGUUCUGUUCAAAGUAUUCAUGUACCUUCUCAAGCAGUUCCAAAACUUUCCUCGGCGAAAUGUCGACGAAAUGUCGAAAAUUUCAUUGAAGCUAGUCGUCGUAUUGGUGUUCCAGAGUCAUGUCUUGCUAAACUAACUGAUAUCAUCGCACCGAUUGAUCGAACAAAUUCUAAUUCCAAUCAACAACUUGGUUUAUAUCGUUUAUUUUUAACAAUAAAUUAUCUUGAAUUAAUCUUUUUAAAUAAUCAAGAACUAUGUACAAAUAAUCUAUGUUCAUCAUUUGAUAAAAUAAUUGCUAAUUUUCUUCUUGUCUUUCUUGCUUUCAGUAGUUUCUUAUUUGCUUAUUAUCACAACUAUUUCUAG